Molecule: messenger RNA, 7151 nt
Organism: Caenorhabditis auriculariae
Lineage: Eukaryota; Metazoa; Nematoda; Chromadorea; Rhabditida; Rhabditidae
Source: the annotation of a GenBank genome assembly
AUGUCUGGAGCGGAGGUGCCGUGAGUGCCGAACGAACGGUGAGAGAGUGGUUCCAGGGGGCGGAGAGCCGCGCGAGCAGACGGCCGCAGAGUCGAAACGCCGGCGGUGCCAUAGAUGCCGUUGUUCAAGCGCCGAGAAGGCGGCAACGGCGUCGUGGCUUCCAUCCGCGACCGCUACGAGUUCCGCGACGUUCUCGGCACCGGUGCUUUCUCUAAGGUUUUUUGAUUUUUGUUUUUUACCUUUCUAAAGUCUUUAAAGCCGUUUUGCUUGUAAAAUGAAACCAGUAACUUGCUCUCAAAAAUAGACAAAAAACGAUUUUCUUGUGUUAAUAGCCGUAUUUUGCAACUUUUUGUGGCUUUCAAAUCAAAACGUGACUUCCCAUCUUUCUAUUUGUAACAUUUUAUCUUCAGUUUGAACCCUUUUCUGGCCCCGUCAAAAGAGCAGCAUUUUUUUUUUCGAAAUUUCUCAUGAAGACUACUGUAAAGCGGCAAAGAGGAUUUUUUAUAUUUAUGAAGAUUUUUAUAUCAAAAAUUGAACCAUGUUAGAUUAUUUCCUAACACCGUAGUUCGCACUAAAAACUUUUUCGAGUUGAAUCGUACAAAACCUUGUAAUCCUUCCUAAUUUCAACGCUGUCUCAGGCGUCCUUGGGACUAAUAUCAUUCCUCGUAUAUCUUAUGAAUCUUAUGAAGGCUUAUGAUAGUACUUCCAAUUUUUUUUUUCUACUCUCUGUUUUCAUUCCUGGUUCCAAUAACCUUCUUACAAAAAGCUCCUUCUGUGAUGUGUCCCACUUCAAUGGAUCUUUUCUUAGAAGUGAAGAAAUGUUGUUGUUUUCAGUUUCAAGAUACCUUUUUUCUGGCGAUUGAUUUGUCUCAAUGGCACUGUAUAAAAACUUUCGACUUGAAAGGUUUUCUAUAAAUGCAAAAAGACUUUGUUUCACUGUCUAAUAAGUUCAAACAUUUUUUUGCAAAGGAUUUGUUUUCCAAGUUUCGAACGGUAUGUAUUUUUCAAUAUUUCCUUCGUCAAUUUCUUCGUUUUGAGCGUUGUUGUUUUUCCACGAUCUUGUUUAGACAUUCAUUUUAAUGAAUUUUGCAAAUCCAUGACUGCGUUUUGACCUCCAUUUACCUUUUAAGCAGUUUUUAUAUUUAUCAAUCUAUCCACAUACUCUUUCGAGAAACCUCCAUUAGUAAAGACUAGUGGAGAAAGGAAGAAAGGGUUUCUUUCUGAUCAUAUUGUGUUGGGUGAUGGAAUCACGCGGCAGCUUGUAACUACAUAAAUGGACGUGCUGCCGUGUUGCUAUGGAUUUGGCGCGGCGUCGGGCCGUCUGCCGCCUCUCCUCGACCUCUUUUCUCUGAUAAGUGCGAUAUCUAAUGAACUUGACACUUUCCCUACCCAAAAGCUGCUUUUUUAUCGUUUAUUUUUAGCUUUUCAAGCGACUGAACUCAUGAGUCUUUGGUUUUGGAUAGUUGCGCGCAGCCUGAAAAAGUUUCGAAUAGUUUUUUUUUAUCAAAUUAGUUUUUUAACUUCAUUCACAUUUUUUUAUCGAACUUUCAGACGGGCGCAUCAGGAAAGACUGUCUGCAUUUUGAAAAAAAGUGCGGUUUGUUUCGUGAACGUCUUUAGAAAAUACCGUCAAUUUCUUGAAAAUUCAGUUCACAGACGAAUCGAGAAGGUACCAUAAUGUGUCCACAAAGGUACCUCUCAAAAUGGCUCGUGAAGGCCCCAUAAUGUGUCCAUCGUGAGACCUCCGGCAUACCUUUUAGCUAUAUCUGAGCCAUCUCGGAGGUACUUCAGAGUUUCUCUCAAGCCCCUCUCAUUUUUCUCGAAAUCCUCAGAGGUAUCCUAGAGGUUCCAUCGUGAGACUUCAGAGCCUGCGAUAUACCUCUAAGGGUAUCGCGAUACCCUUUCUCGAUUCGCCUAUGUUAGAAGAAAAGAAAUAAUGGAAGCUUAGCACAAAAGAGAGAAAAACUUUCGAAAGAAUUUCAAUUUCGUUGAGCAGUUUUCGAAUUUAAAAUUUUAAAAAAUAAUAAUAAUUUUCAACGUUUUAUUGAAAUCAAGACUAACCUCUGCCACGUUCUUUUUAUAGUUAGGAAAUUUCUCUAGACUUCUUUCUAGAUGAAAGCUGUGACGAUCAUGCCCUUUUGAAUUCCUAAAGAGUUUCCAUUUUUUUUUUCGCGCUACAAAAUGCACGCACUCUGGACGCAUAGUGACGUUCUUCACGCCGGACAACUUUCAGUCUCCGAUGUGAAUUUCGGAAAGAUUUAUGGCGUUUUUUUUUUCUAAUAAUAGGUUUCGAGACAAAUUCACUAACAUGAAAACUACGUGAAGUAUAAUAAGCGGCCAAAAGUUUUAAUUGUAGUUUUUUUUUUAGGUUAAACCGUUUCUUACACACUAUUUAACCGGUUAAAUAGUGUGUAAGAAAGGGUUUGAUUUUGACCUUUUUGCUUUUUCUGACAUCAUAGUUUGAAGAGCUUGCUGUUUUCCAAAAGAACACCGAAAAGUGUAUCGCUACCACCUGUGCACCUCAUACUAUUGCCGGAGGAGUGCAGGAUAAUCAACAGCUAAUCGCAGGCGGUUGAGAGCUCGAGCGAAAUUGAAGGCGAGAUUGAAUGCCAAGACAUUUUGUCCAUCCGAAUUCUCGGGAGAAUUUUCCACCUAAAUUGUCCAUCCGUUCAAACUUUGUUAUGGAGAAGAGGGCUCGCCAUGCGAGUUUUUUGAUCGUUGGCCUUUUCCGGAGGCCGGCGAAUCUACGCCAAGUUUCGUCUGCCUUCCUCUGAACAAGACGAAUUUUCUAGAAGCGUCUGAGAAUGAUUUUCAAAUUACAAGCCUAAUGUUUCUUUUUGACUUUUGAGAAGUUGGAUUUUUCCAAACGAAACAUGAGGUUUUAUUUUGAUGUCCAAAACACAAAAAAAGUUCAGUUUAAAAAAUACGGUUUCUUCCAGCUUUGGGAGUGUUUUAAACUUAUGAAAACGGCUCUCCGAAAAGCGCUGAGAAAAUUUCCAAUUUUUUUGAAGACGGUUUUAUGUGUACAUUCUUUUGAACUUCUACGAAAAUUGUUUGCUUCGCUGUGAACGCUUUCGAGCGUGAGAGGAAAUUUGGGAAAAGCCGGAAAACCUACAUAAAUGGUUUCUUAGAAUUGUCAUGAAAACAAAAAUUUUGUUUUGGUUUUUUUUUCGUCUCUUUGAAUGAUUUGUUAGACAAUACAGCCGAAUAGACAUGCCAAUUUUCUACCUAUUUUCGCUUAAAUUUCAUCUAUAUUUUUAGAAGAAACUUAAAAGUUUUUAGACGAAGAUGUUAGGUCCGCAGUUGACCUAGGUACUCCUCUUUUUCUCGAAGCCGAUACGAGAAACUUUUCUCGACGUUCCGCUUGACUUGAUGAAAGGAAAUGAGAACUUGCAGGUGUUUCUGGCGGAAUGCAAAAGCGAGCCUGGACACAUGGUCGCCGUCAAAUGCAUCGACAAGAAGGCACUUAAAGGAAAAGAGGAGUCUCUCGAGAACGAGAUCAAAGUCCUUCGCAAGUCAGUUUUUACUAUUUAUUAACAUUUUCUUCAGAAUUUUUGAAAAAAAAAACCUAGGUAAAAUAAUUAUAUUUUUCUCGUCACAAUUGUGGCUUGGGCGUAUGCGAACUCAUAACCUUCAAAUGCCAGGCUGACGACAUAAUAGUAGAUAUUUGCCGAGAACUUCUGACUAAUGUUCAACUCGUCGAGCUCAAACAUCAAAGUGCGACGUCUUUGGACAAUGUUCCAUUGGAUUCCGAGUCAACGGGCACUACCAAGCGCGUUUUCUACGACGAUAGGCGUCUGAAGUGUCGCGUUUCAAAUUACAUUAUGUGCGGUCCGUGUUGUCGGCCAAUGCCUCUUAGGAGCCGUGGGGAAUGAGGAAGCCUGCGGCAAUUAGUCUGCUGCGACCCGCCAACCCUUUCUUUCUUAGUCAAACAUUCACUCCAUGGGAGUGGAGAAAAGUCACGAGUCGCUAUGGCAGAUCCUGCUCAUCGAAAUGUAUAUUUCCCGAAAAUAACUCGAAUUUUGUGUUUUUAGGUUCAAAGUAGGUCGAUUUUGAAGAAAAAGGAAAAUUGAACUUUUCGGUCGUCACUCAUAUUUUUUCCACAGGGAGGUAUUCGAAAGAUACCUUCAACCACUAUAGAAAAGUUUUCCUAUCUAUUUUCACUCAUAAUCUCCAGUUUUGUUUCGCAAAUUUUGAAAAAUGACUGAUAUUAAGGCGUCUGGAAGCUGAUGCUAAAGAAAUUUCAAAAAAUAGACGCUAUAUUGAAAUAAAAGGAGCAAAAAUUGGUGCUCAAUAAUUCAUUUGGUGCCUUUUUGAAAAUGUUUUCAAAGUUCAUUUCAUAGUCUUUUCUGAUUCACGGUGGGUCUGAAAAAGAUCUCUGCCCACUCAUCUAUGUCCCUCAGACGUUUUUGUAGUUUACUUUUGCCACAAGCUAGCGGUAAAUUGAGUCAUUUUCAAAACGUCACGCUUCUUCUAUCCAUUAAUCAUUCAAAUAAAAAAAUUAUUGAGUCAUUUUUCAUGCUUCUAGUUUAAAAAAAAGGUUCAAUACUUUAUGAGCUCAAAUAGGCUAAAUCCCAUUAGGAUUACUAAUGUUUUCGGCACGUGAAAAAUCCAAUUAUUCUUAAAAAAAUGUUUUUUUCGACGCAUUUAGCUCGCCUUAUCUUACGAAAACAUCAAAUGAGCUUUUCCGUCAGAAGCUUAGAAAUGCCGCGCCUAACGGUUAGUGACGUCAUCGGUUUCUGUGACGACAACAAAUUACGUGCCUCGCCUCAUUUUGCCCUUCCUGUUGAACUUACGUGCAAGAGUUGAGCCGAAAAUAGUCUUGCUGGAAAUAUGAGGCAUUUUUGAAAAAAAAAAUGACAAGUAUCCCAAAUGGUUGUUAGAGUUUGGGAAGUUCCGAUUGAAAUACAACGUCAUAGCAAAUCAAUUGGAGAAAAGUGUUAUAAGUUAAAAACGAGAGUUUUUUUCAAAUCGAGGAAUUGAAUCUGGUACGAAAAAAAAAACAAUUAUUUUAGACGAAGAAUGUUGAAAAAAAAAGAGUUGAAUGAACUUUGUUGCUGGAGGAAAAGCUGUGGGAGAUCAUUCAAAAUUUGCAAAGGAAAGCUUUACAGGCUGAGACAUUUCAACAUCGUGCAGCUCUACGAUACGUACGACGAGAAGCAGUACGUCUACCUGGUGAUGGAACUCGUGACUGGGGGCGAGCUCUUCGACCGGAUUGUCGCCAAAGGGUCUUACACCGAAAAAGACGCUUCCAAUCUCAUUCGUCAGGUACCUUAUCGAAAGUCUUUGAACUGAGUCCAGUACAAACUCUUCUCCGAUAUUUAACUUCAAAAACACCCAAAAAUCGAAUUUAGCUACGAGAAAGCGUGUCCCUACUCAAAAAAGAACUAAAUCUUGCUCCAGUUAUAAACUUUUUAUACUCACAACCGAAUAAACGAUUGGAAAAUUUCAAACCUGUUCACUUUUUUCUUCAGGUCCUGGAAGCAGUCUCCUUUAUGCAUGACAACGGCGUCGUUCACCGCGACUUGAAACCUGAAAAUUUGCUCUACUACAACCAGGAUGAGGUUUUAGUGGGUCAUCUGAAACAAAAUAUUGAAUCUUUUCAGGACUCGAAAAUUAUGAUCUCAGAUUUCGGACUGUCGAAAACAGAAGAUUCAGGGGUGAUGGCGACCGCCUGCGGAACUCCAGGGUUAGUUGUCCAGUUGGUUCAUUCAUACCUUUCUUCCUCAGGUACGUCGCACCCGAGGUGCUUCAGCAGAAGCCCUACGGAAAAGCCGUAGACGUGUGGUCGAUUGGCGUCAUCGCCUACAUCUUGCUCUGCGGGUGGGUCACAAGGAGUCUUAUGAUUUGUUUUUUUUAAACCUGAAAUAUUGCAGAAAUAAGAAAAAGAAGGAAAAUAUUUUUCUAUCUUUUGCCUUGAAACCCAUUAAUUUUCAGAAACGGAAAAAUGGGAUGAAGAAACGUAAGAAAUACAUAAGUAAAGUUAUUUAUUUUUCACGCGCAGACUUUUCGAACCUCUUGGACUCAAGCGCCGCGGAGAUUUUGAAACGAUAAUUCAUUUCCAAUUUUCCUGGGUUAAGAAACAAACUCUGCAGAUACCCUCCGUUUUACGACGAAAGCGACGCCAACCUUUUCGCGCAAAUCAUAAAAGGCGAGUACGAGUUCGAUGCUCCGUAUUGGGACCAAAUUUCGGAUUCAGGUCAGUUUAAGCAUCCUCAUAAGUUGCUUAGCACGUCUGUUUUUCAGCGAAGGACUUCAUUUCGCAUCUUAUGUGCUGUGAUCCGGAGGCUCGGUUCACAUGCCAACAGGCCCUUGCCCAUCCUUGGUAAAUCAAUUCCUCGAGUCUUAUUUCCAGUACAAUUUCCCAGGAUCAGUGGAAACACGGCUUAUACACACGAUAUCCAUGGAACUGUCGCCGUACAUUUGAAGAAAAGUCUCGCCAAACGCAACUGGAAAAAGGUGAACCUUUUAAAGACGUUCUUUCAUUUUUAGCCCUCUUAAAACUUUGAAAAAGAAAUGGUUUUUCGCUGUUUCCACCUUGAUUCUUCACGAAUUUCUGCUUGAAAUUAUCAAGAGUCAUAGGCUGGUUGUUUCAAAUGGGCGCCGCGAACUACCAAUUUUAUAUAAUGGUUCACAGAAUGAGAUAACUUAUUAGGGAAUUAUGCGAACUUGUUAUUUGGGAGUCGAGUUCAAAAUUUGGUGAUUUAUAGACCUAGGUCGUCCAACAAAUCUUUUCCUAGGACAAGAUACUUGAAAACGAAAAAGAUUAUCUGUUCGCUAAGUUGCCUACUUAGAUACUUUUGAAGGGAUGCAUUUCAGGCAUACAACGCGGCAGCGGCGAUUCGACAGCUCCAGAUGCUGCGGCUGUCGUCGACGAGCAAUCGUGUGAACAGUCAGCAGCAGCCCCCGCAGGCCUCUUCCACUGCGGCCUUCCCCGUCUGACCGAGCCAUUCUCGGGGAAGGAUCACCUUUUUCGCUUUUCUUCCACAGUUGCUCGACAAGUUGCCCGGUGGUAUCGUCUUGGAACUGUUCGAUGCUCAAUUCAUCCCCCAAGUCCCCUUUCUUCUUCUUUUCCUUCGACGCCAUGCUCGUCUCGAACGUCCUCGGGUGCUUGCUAUCAAAAAGAAAAUAUAUCUGCGUCUCACCUCGUAA